Messenger RNA from Penicillium malachiteum, 1308 nucleotides. RefSeq names its product MCT family MFS transporter. The coding region runs from base 1 to 1308 and encodes 435 amino acids. Gene Ontology annotation, cellular component: fungal-type vacuole membrane. The record is from RefSeq and is a predicted model, not a curated record. The transcript is spliced from 4 exons. Gene Ontology annotation, molecular function: transmembrane transporter activity. Lineage: Eukaryota; Fungi; Ascomycota; Eurotiomycetes; Eurotiales; Aspergillaceae. Gene Ontology annotation, biological process: transmembrane transport.
AUGAGUGUGGCUGACUCAAAGUCUGCACUCCCGCUCCCAAGCUCCGAGCACGAGUGCAAAUCCAUCGAGAAGGAGACCCCUAAAGCAGAGUGGACCCAGGAUGCCGCACCCGAUGGAGGUCUUACAGCCUGGUUAGUUGCUCUGGGUGCAUGGUGCUCCUUGUUCUGUACCUUUGGUUGGAUCAAUAGCGUUGGAGUAUUUCAAAGUUACUAUGAAACUGAACUAUUGAGCCAGUACUCUUCAAGUACUAUUGCCUGGAUUCCUUCUCUUCAGAUCUUCUUCAUGUUUGCCAUGGGACCAAUUGUUGGUCAGCUCUAUGACAAAUUUGGUCCUCGCUACCUUAUUCUCGGUGGUUCAUUCUUGCACGUCUUUGGACUCAUGAUGGCAUCCAUCUCCAAGGAAUAUUACCAGGUUCUUCUCUCCCAAGGUGUCUGCAGCGCCAUGGGUACAUGUGCGAUCUUCCAGCCAUCGAUGACUUCAAUUCCUAGCUGGUUCAACAAGAAGCGUGGUGCUGCGUAUGGUAUCGUUGCUACAGGUUCCAGUCUCGGCGGUGUGAUCUUUCCUAUCAUGGUGAGCAAGUUAAUGGACAAGGUUGGGUAUGGCUGGACGAUGCGAACUGCCGCCUUUAUGAUUCUCGCUCUCUUGGUAGUUGCUAAUCUCACUGUUCGAUCUCGGGUACCUCCAAAGCCACGCACUAUGUCCAAGGAAACCCUGCUGAAACCCUUCCGUGAGAUAAAGAUGCUCCUCGUGAUCGGUGGAUUCUUGUGCUUAACAUUCGGCAUCUUUGUCCCGAUCAAUUAUCUGGUUGUUGAGGCAAUGGAGGCUGGUAUGAGUACCUACUUGGCAAACUACCUCGUUGCCAUGCUCAAUGCAGCAAGUUUAUUUGGCCGUAUUUUGGCUGGCAUCUCCUCCGACAAGCUCGGUCACUACAAUAUUCUCGUUGUUGCCUGCUUGCUUGCCGGCAUCCUCGUUCUUGCUCUAUGGGUUCCAGCUACGAGUAACGCCGCGAUCAUUGUUUUUGCUUGCACCUUUGGAUUUGCCUCGGGGGCUUACGUCUCUCUGGCUAAUGCACUGGUGGUCAAGAUCUCGCCUUUCCCGGAGAUCGGUUAUCGAACUGGAUUACUCUUCCUCUUUUCGUCUAUUGGUGGUCUGACUGCGAAUCCCAUCGCAGGUGCCAUCUUGCAGCAUGAGAACGGAUCAUAUACAGGCAUGAAGAUUUUUGCUGGCAUAUUCUUGCUGGCUGGAAGUCUGUGGGUGAUGGCCGCUCGCUUCGUUCACACUGGAUUUGACUUGAAGGCCAAGUUUUAG